UUUAUAACCCUUAGUGGUCCUUCCGUAUUUUCUGAGCUUAAAUUACUAUUUCCGAAUACGGAUUUAGCUCAAAUAUCUCUUGACACAAUGAUUAGCAAGCUGAAAUCGCGUUUUGAUAAAACAGAGUCGGAUAUUAUACAGCGUUUUAAAUUCAAUAACAGGAUACAAAAUCCAGAUAAAUCCGUUGAAGAUUUUGUGCUUUCGAUCAAGCUUCAAGCGGAAUUUUGUAAUUUCGGGAAUUUUAAAGAAUCAGCAAUACGGGAACGCAUUGUUGCCGGAUUGAGGGAUAAAGUACUUCAGCAACGGUUGCUAAAUGAAGAAAAUUUAACGCUGGAUUCAGCAGAAAAACUAAUCGCGACCUGGGAGAUGGCAGGGGCCAACGCGCGAACAUUGGGUAUUGCCUCUAAUGAGGAACAAAUCGCUUCUAUGAGACAGAAUGAACCAAAUAAAGGCGGUUACGCUUAUAAAAAGUUAGCAAGGAUAUAUAACAGAGCUCAAGCUGAAUUAAACCAGUCUCAAAGAUUUGAGAAUAGAGGCUCGGUGAAGGAUCGAUUGGGUUUUAAACCGUAUAAACAGUCUAAUGCAAUGGCGAAGGAAGAGAGGACAAUGCAUAAAACAACAUUCAAGCCAGCUGGUUGGAGAAACAAUCAGGAUACGUACCGUCCGGAAAGCAGGAUUUGCGAUUACUGUGGAAUUCGAGGACAUCUAAAGCGGAAGUGCUUUAAGCUAAAAAAUUCAAGGAAGGAGGCAGUGAAGUUCGUGGACUCUGCAGAACCUGGGCCAAGUACAUUGAGCGAGCUGUUCAGCCGUUUCAGACCACAUGAUUCGGAAAGUGAGGAUGAAAAAAAUUCAGAUACAUGUUGGAAGCGUGGAAAUCAUGGCUCAUCGAGGCCAACUUCGAGUCGCUAACCCAAGGAACGCCAGUGUUCGGCCAAACGUGGUCAUUUCUACGUUUGCUCAGGAUUUGAAAACAAGGAAGAGUAGAGAAGAAAGUGAUGAGGAGUUUCGUGGAUUCACGAUUGAUGAGCAGCGGCGAGGAAGAAAGCGGAAGCACUAUGAAGCAGGGAAUAAUUCUCAGAUGCCGUCUAUCAGGCGUUCGAAACGUAUAAAGAAGAAUUUGAUUUUUGAAGACUUUGUAUAUUCAAAGUGAUCGAUUGGUUCCAAGGGGAACAAAUUUCAUAUGGUUAUUUUUGUUAAACAUAAUAGUAAGGCUAGAAAAUAGCAAGAAUUAUAUAAAAAAAUAUAAAUUGAUUAUUGUCAA
Messenger RNA from Malaya genurostris, 1261 nucleotides. RefSeq lists its product as uncharacterized. The transcript is spliced from 2 exons. The record is from RefSeq and is a predicted model, not a curated record. Bases 88 to 909 code for a protein of 273 amino acids. NCBI's taxonomy places the organism in Eukaryota, Metazoa, Arthropoda, Insecta, Diptera, Culicidae. Gene Ontology annotation, molecular function: nucleic acid binding; zinc ion binding.